AUGGAUGACAGCGACAAAUUUCAUGGGUUUAAACCCGCACCAAUGGCGAAAGCCAGAAUGGAGCCGGAGAAGAGGCCUCCUCGAAACCUUUCAGGACACAAGAGGGGUGAAAAGUUUUUUUUCCCUCAAGACUUAAGCUCCAGUCCUUGUGAACCUGAGAAUGUAAGGAUGAGAACCUUGGAAUCAUACUCCGUAGAGCGAAGCGAGAAACGAUUGUCAGCCACUUAUUCAAUCAUGAAACGCCUUGCAGCACCGGCCGCCUAUCAAAUCCAUGCUCACAGAUACAGGUACAUGGGCAUGGCCUAUGGUCUGGCCCUGCCUGCAAAAGCGGAUUUGGUCGCCCCGGUCAGGGCCUGGAACCUUGUGAGAGCAAGUCGUUCCAAGGAAGAAGCCGCUUGGGCUAGUGAGGACUGA
Histoplasma capsulatum G186AR is the source of this 414-nucleotide messenger RNA. RefSeq lists its product as uncharacterized. Bases 1 to 414 code for a protein of 137 amino acids. The transcript has a single exon. The record is from RefSeq and is a predicted model, not a curated record. Lineage: Eukaryota; Fungi; Ascomycota; Eurotiomycetes; Onygenales; Ajellomycetaceae.